AGGACAUCAGUAUACAUUACACUCCACCAAAAGCUCCAACACCAACACCACGUCUAUUCCUCUCAUCUUCGCGUCCAUUAUCUAACACAUAGACUCCAUAUUCGAUUGCUUCCUCACAACAAGAAAUCCCUUUGGUUCACAUUUCCCCAACUUCUUCUACUUUUUACACAACAUGAUCAGAAUCGUCACUAGCGCGAAAACUGCCGCAGGAACCCCAACACCAAUACCGAUUUUAGCUUCUGUGGUUAGGCCGCCUUUGCCGCCCCCGCCGCCGUUUGAUUGCGAGGGACUAUUAACAGUCACCGUGUUGUUGUUGUUGUUCGUAUUUGUGUCGCGCUUGAGGUUGAGAGCACGAGGUUGGAUGGCAAGUAUUGGGAGCUUUGAUGCAAGUGGAGUUUCUGGGAAUGAUUAGAGGGUUCUAGAUUGGAUAAAAUGAGCUGAAAUAAUGGAGGAAAAAGAAGCUAGACGCUGUAUAUCGACCCAGCAAGAUUGUGCAGUGCCAUGUGCACUGCAGGAGCGGAACAUUCCUCCAUGGAUAUGAACAAGUCGACGGAAAGGCAAGACUUGCACAUACCUUCGCAGGUCACCACUGAUACUUUCAAGAUCUUUAACACCCAUUUCAC
This is a messenger RNA of Lindgomyces ingoldianus, 623 nucleotides long. RefSeq lists its product as uncharacterized. The annotation marks the transcript as partial. The transcript has a single exon. Lineage: Eukaryota; Fungi; Ascomycota; Dothideomycetes; Pleosporales; Lindgomycetaceae. The record is from RefSeq and is a predicted model, not a curated record.